Molecule: messenger RNA, 2397 nt
Organism: Radiomyces spectabilis
Lineage: Eukaryota; Fungi; Mucoromycota; Mucoromycetes; Mucorales; Radiomycetaceae
Exons: 4
Coding region: 1-2397 (798 amino acids)
Biological process (GO): negative regulation of transcription by RNA polymerase II; positive regulation of transcription by RNA polymerase II
Molecular function (GO): zinc ion binding; DNA-binding transcription factor activity, RNA polymerase II-specific; RNA polymerase II cis-regulatory region sequence-specific DNA binding
Source: RefSeq, a predicted model, not a curated record
AUGGCUCCUCUUGUGUUGAAGAUUAAAGGAAACAAGUCUUUUCUACCGUUUUCUAACUUAGACUCUGAGGAGGACUUAUCAAAGACAUGGCGAGUGUGCACCAAAGUCAAAGAUUCGCUUGAGAACGGGUCUCGUUUAGAGAACCUGUCGUGGCGGUUGUGGUUUCGACAGCAUCUGCUGAUGGAUAAACCCAACGCUACCUUUCGCAAACUGUCUCGUACCACAACUCGACAACUGGACUGCCAAAACUCGAAAUUAGCGCCUUUAAAAACCACUACGCGACCGGCCCCUCGUGCACUCGCUGGAACCUCCAGUGUGAAAAUGGAAACCAUAGAUGCACCUGCACAGCAACAGCAACAGCAACAGCAACAGCCAUCCCCAUCGUCGUCAUCCACUCGCGUAAUGCUGUCGACGCCAAAUCAAGCAUCAUCUCAACAUAAACCACCUCCAGCACAGCAACAGAUAUAUACGCAUCAGACACUAUCGACGAUGCCACAGCACACGGCUGCUUGUUUACAAGACGGAAAUCGAGCCGCCAUGUUAAACGGCUCCAUGAUGGGCACAAUGGCGUUUACCAACCAUCAGAAUACCUUUGCGAUGCAGCAGCAACAACAAGAACAGCAGCAACAGCAACAAUCGACCAAUAAUUUCACAUUGCAUCAGUUUACAUCAGAUCAAGCGAGCGAUCAAAUCGUAGAACUAGAAGAUAUUUUUGGGGCGUUUGGUAGCCCACACGAUUUCUUGUCGUCCAACGAUACCCACACCAUGGCCAUGGAUGAUUCCUGGGACUUUGGUCUGCCCUCACCCAACGAUGGCUACUAUCAGCCCAACUCCACUACUCCAUCCAACCCUUCCAAUCCAUCCAUUCCAUCGCCGCAACAACAACAACAACAACAACAGCAGCAGCAGCACCAACAAAAUCAACAGCAGCAACAGCAAACCAUGCCAUCAACGACACAGCCAUCGCAACUUCAAUCCACCCCACAGGCAUUGCAGUCGUCGCAACCAUCCUCUCAGCAACCAUCUGGGCAAACCAUGCUGGCGAUGGAUAAUUCACUUGUCAACCGCAUGACAUCAUCUUAUCAUGUACGGCACGGUGGAAUAUCGAUGUCGAUGCCAUCGAGUCCCAAUAUGCGUCCUCAAGCAGAUGCUCAAGUACGCUUGCAGCGUCCUUCUUCUUCAUCGUCGGUGUCGUCCGCAGAUAAUAACAGCGAUGCGCUGUAUGUAUCUGGAGCCGUCAUGCCGCCGCCACCUACGGCAACGCUUCGUAACAAAUUACUGAACAACGUCCCCAUGCGUUCCCUCGGCAUCAAUCAAAAUCUCGUCUCUAACCAGCCUAUCAUCACCCCACCCUUAUCGGUCUCGUCCACCUCUCCUUCCUCUUGCGCCAAUGGCUCCUCGCUUCAAUUGGGCGCUUUACUCGAUGAUCAGUACUGCAUGACGAUGAAUGAUUAUGCCGAUUUUGCGGGCCAUGCAUCAUCGAUUCACGGAUCGUCUGCGCAACAUUCUCCGCAACCGACGUUGCAGGCGCAUCAUCCUCAUCAUCAUCCUCAUCAUUUCCCUGCGUCGGCUCCCAGUACGCCACCGCACACUGGGCAGACAACGCUGGAUUUAGGGAAAUUGCCAACGGCACUAGCGGCGACUUCGGGCGAUUAUUCGUCGCAGUCGCAACCGGUGUGUAGCAAUUGUGGUGCCACAAGUACCCCAUUAUGGCGGCGGUCGGCUGACGACGAUCUCCUCUGUAACGCUUGUGGACUGUAUCAAAAGUUACACAACGCGCCUAGACCAAAGACAUUGAAACCGCACAAUGCCCGUAAAGAAGCACGUGAUGAUGAAGCGGCUCAACUUGUUUGCUCCAAUUGUUCGACCACGACCACACCACUUUGGCGUCGCGAUGAUGAAGGCGCACCCCUGUGCAACGCAUGUGGAUUAUAUUUAAAAUUGCACCAUGAGCGGCGCCCCUUGUCGAUGAAAACGGACAUUAUCAAAAAACGACAACGGUAUGACAGCAAUGCCAAUGGACGUAAAGUGAACAAAAAGAUGAAAACGGAUCAACAAGCGUCCGAGCCGUCGUCACCGGAAUUAGCGUCGCCCGUGUUGCCGUAUCAGGCCCAUCCUGGCCCCAUCUAUAUCAAUCAACAACAAUUGCAGGCCUCCGCAGCAACGGCUCCACCUCCUUCGCUCCUCCCUUCGUCUCUUCCGCCUCACACGUCCGUCGAUCCUGCCACCAUGAGAGAUACCAAUCAACUCAUGUUCCAGUCUUACCCUGCCGCGUUUACCUAUCAACCAAGUGAAUGUGAACAUGCCGCAUCAACGCAGCCAUCACAACAACCCACGAAGCCCUCUCCACCGACAGAAACGAAUCUUAUGGAUGGCGUCAUGCCCCAGUACUUUUAA